Messenger RNA from Peromyscus californicus insignis, 6312 nucleotides. It is a transcript of the gene Dthd1, whose product is annotated as death domain containing 1. Bases 109 to 2832 code for a protein of 907 amino acids. The record is from RefSeq and is a predicted model, not a curated record. The transcript has 10 exons. Lineage: Eukaryota; Metazoa; Chordata; Mammalia; Rodentia; Cricetidae. Gene Ontology annotation, molecular function: protein binding. Gene Ontology annotation, biological process: signal transduction.
UUCGCUGACUUGGAUCAUCUAUGAGAUUUUAGAAGAAAUAACCAUUGCUAAGUUUGAACGUGCUAAACCUUUAGCAGGAGAUACAUAUAUUAUUUCUGGAGCUUAAAAAUGGAUACAGAAGACAAGGGCUUAGGUAAAUUAGGACAAAUACUGAAGCAGAUUUGGAGACAAAACCAAAUGCUAAAGCAGGCUCUCCUGGGUGAUAGUCUCUGUGAGGUGGCUGGGGGAGCCACUUGGCUAGUCACAGUGAUCUUUUUGGGUCAAGGGCUCAGUGAAGCCCUUCAUCAACUGUUGGAACACACUGUAGGGACUCUUCAGUCUACCUGCCAGCAGCUGCAUAUACUACUUGACAAGGAUAAUCAAUGUGUCUGGAGACAAGAAAUUAUUGCUUUCAUAGACUGCCUCAUGAAAAUGAAUGAACAUUUGGGGAACAGUGCUAUGCUUCUAAGGAAAGAAGAAAAGGAGAUGUGUAAUUUAUGCAGCAUGCAUGAGGACCGUACUCCACAGCAGACAAUAUCGGCCAUUCAAGAUACCAAAGCAACAGACAUUGCUCCAAGAAGGGAACUAAAUGUCAUGGAAACAGCUACUGUUUCUCCUACAAAUGCAGAGGAACGUCAUUACACAAACCAGGUCCAGUUAAAAGAAAAUCAAACCCAGAUAAAUUCUGAAUUAGGGGGGAAAGAAAACAAUGCAUCAUUGAGUGGAAAUGUAAUAGGGCAAGAAGAGUCACAGAGCACAGUGUUCCCAGAUAAUGCAGAAAAUGAAGAUGAAAAACAAAUAGAACACAUGACUGCUGAGAACAUAAAUGGCAACAAGGAAGACAUUCAUGAUGCAAUCCAGACAACAACAAGGGAAACUCGAGAGACCUCAGAAAACCGAGGAGAAGAGAUUAUUACAUCCCCAGCAGCAUGGGAUGUCUCCAGUAAGGAUGUGAAUAGUCUUCAUAAUGACUCAGAGAGUCCAAAACAAAAGAAUAACAUAAUGGAGAAGGAGUAUCUUGAUGUGCUGAGCGCUGGGACUGACCCUCAAGUGUCUUGUUACAUCACAGCACCAUCGCAUGUCCUGCAACAGUUGGACUGCCAGAUAAUUAACAGCAUGAGCUCCUUUAUAGUGAGUGCUAACGAAGAGUUGGUCAGCAACGUCAUCGCUGUUGAAUGCUCAGAUAAGGAAAAGAAAAUCCCAUUCCCAGUAUGCAUUGCAAUUCCUUUCAAGGCAAGCUACAAGGGCAGUUACAGAGACAUCCUGGUGAAAAUGACAGACACAAACUUUCAAUCCAGUUACCUAACGCCAAGUUCACUGGAAGGAAUGAGGGGAACUUCUUACAAGGGGACUUGUGCUGCAGUGAAUGUUUACAAGUUGGGUAUGUUUUCAGUAGUGUCAUGUUUAAAGAAACAGUCUUUCACAGUAACGAAAAAAGGACUCAAUCUAAAAUCAAGCGUAGAUGCCCGGAUAGCCUUCAGUUAUCCUGCAGGAGUUUUCAACUCACCAGUGCUUGUCCAGUUAAAGAUCCAGCCAGUCGACCCUUCUCUGGUGUCAUAUUUAAAAGCACAUCAAGAUUCCUCCUAUUCAGUACAGUCGACAAGUCCUCUUAUACACAUCCAGCACCCAUCAACUCAUUCUUUUCAAAAGCCAGUCACGGUAUUCCUUCCUUGUUCUCCUCUCCCUGAAAAAAAGAACCUUGAGUCUGAGAAAGAUCACAGGAGACCAGAGAGUGCCACAGUGCACAGGAGCCUGCCAACACCCUUGUACUUCAACAGGACCAAGAGUGCUUCCAUCAGAAAACCUGGUAACAACGCUUGUGAAACUUUGAAAUUAGUAGGAUUCAGAAGCAGAGACAGUGGUUGGUUUGGGAUUGAUGACGUCGUGGUGAGAACUGUCCAGAAUGGCUUGGUAUCUUUCGAAUUGUGUGAACACUUAGAGAGGUUUAUUGUGCUCCACCUGUCUUCCACAGCAGACAAUAGCCACUUGGUUUCUUUUGUGAAGUCUUUAGAGGAAGCCUCACUCAGCACCACUGCCUGUAUUGUGCUGUCACACCAGAAGGACAAUCCGCACAGAGUGGUUAUUUUAGUGGUACCUUCGAAGGAGUUAAACCUGGUACUGAAGAACUUGCGCUCAGAAGGCUUUGGAGGACUUCCAGAAUCAUCUAGACAUUUCCAAGUAAGAGAAGGAGAACAACUUCUUUUAAGGUUUACUGGAAACAUAUUUGGCUCAAGCAAUGGGAAGGAUUAUGGGAAAGACUACAAAGUCAUCUUUCACCUGCAAAGAAAACCCAGGCUAGAACUCCACAUCAAAGAGGUGGAUGAAUUUGGGAACUACAGCUGCCCUCAUUAUAAAGGCACCAUUGUGGUCUAUAAAGUACCCAGAGAGAAGAUUGUCCCCAACUUGGAUCAAUCCCUUCAUGAAAAUCUUUACCAGCUGCCAGUUUGCAAAUUACCAUUGAAAUUGCCAAAGCAUGAAAAAGUAAUCAGCCGUCCACAAAGUACCAAAAGAGUGUCUACAGACCCUCUUGAGGCUCUUUGGGAUAACUUACUUCAUUGGCUGGCUGAGGAGCUCUCUGAAGAAGGUGUUGAGGUCCUCACCACAUCCCUCCCUCUGCGCCGCAGCACAGUUCAGCUCAUCAAACUCAAGCACCCUGAUGAUCUGACAGAGCAGAUCCAUGAACUACUUUGCUUCUGGAAACGAUCACUACCAACUUCCAUGGACAAAAUUCGCCUCCUGGCUCGCCAUCUCCGCAAGCUGGGCCGGUGUGAUCUUGCAGAAGAGCUCAAGUUCAAGUGGGAACACAAGGUGUUCACGGAACCUCAGUCCUGGUUUGAUGUGACUGCUGAAUAAAGGUAUGCUCACUCUUCCUUUACCCUAGAAAAGGACUUUAAAGAUUGGGUGUCAACUUUUUCCAGCUACUGAGUAAGACUGUUUGAAGUGAGUCUGUUUGAAAGACCCACUAUUGAGAAAUCAAUGGAAACAAAAGGGAAUCCUCAGACAACUGAAGGCUUCUUUUGGGUGUCAGUACCUUCAAUGAUAACUGACAUGUUUUCGGCAAUCAACAGCACCAUGGGUUCAGCUAAGCUUAAAGGCAUUUGCAAUAGAGUUUGCCCCCAUCUUAGUUAGGGUUUUUAUUGCUGUGAAGAGACACCAUGACCACUGCAACUCUUAUAAAGGAAAAACAUUUAAUUGGGAUGGCUAACAUUUUCAGAGGUUUAAUCCAUUAUUAUCAUGGUGUGACAUGGUGGCAUGCAGGCAGACAUGAUGCUGGAGAAAUAGCUGAGAGUCCUACAUCUUGACUUAGAGGCAGCAGGAAGUGGUCUGAGACACUAGGCAUGGCUUAUGCGUGUAUAAGAUCUCAGAGCCCUCCUCCAUAGUAGCACACUUCUUCCAACAAGACCACACCUACUACACAAGGCCACACUUCCUAAUGGUACCACUCCCUUUGGGGGCCAUUUUUUCUUGCAAACCACCACACCCAGUUUACAUUUCAAUAGCUGAGGUUGUUUUCUAAGUGUGAAGUAAAUGUAUGUUAUAGCAAAUGACUUUUAAAUAAUUGUUAUUUAAAAUUAAAAUAGUAUUUCAUGACUCCAAGCAACCAAUUCCAGUUACAUGAUGUCAGAGGCCCAGAUGUGACAAUAUGAAAUAAAGGGUGCCAAUGAUAGGCAGUAACAAGUAAAUUUUAGGAAAUUGAAAAUCUUAAAAUAAAUUAAUAGUAUAAAAGCACUUCAGGCAGUUACUGGCAAAAGCUCUUUUAUAGCAAGGUUGCUGAGAAUUGGUGACAUUUCAUCCUCAUUAUUAAGGAAAUGAAGCAAUACAGAAAAAAAAUGAAGUUCUGUAAAGUAACCCAAGAUCUCUUUCAAUUACUUAAAGAGGGUGUUUAUUACACAGUUAAGAGAAAUCUUAUUGCAUAAAUAUUGGGGUUGGAGGCAGGGAAAGAGGCAUAAUACUACAGCCUGAGAUGUUCCCUUUGUUAGGGACCUGGACUCAGGUCAAACUGGAGUUAGUGGUUUCAACACAGAAAAGAAGUUCAUGACAAGCCCGCAUGAAGCAGAGGUGGCAUUUACUAGAGAUAUUUCAAAAUAGGCAUCAGCAUGCAGAUUAUGAGAGAAGAGAAACACCCAGAAGGAAGCUGCCCAGACAGCAGAGUGAGGACUUCUCUAAGAUAGUCACAAUUGACUGUCUUAUAGUUUAUUAGUCAAGAAAUAUUUUUACACCCAAAAGGUGCGACUUAUAUUUUCUUGUGUUCUUGAAGUGAAAAGAAAAAGUAAAAUAUUUAAUGCUUUUCUGAAUGCAAAAAGAUUUCAUGUUCCUUUUAUUCUGCCAUUAGAGAUUGCUAUUACAGAUAUUGUUUCUUUCAGGUGUCCAUCUCUCUUUCAAGAAAAAUAUUUUAUUUUUAUUCAUAUGGAUUUAUGUUUUCACACUCAUGUAUAUACUUUUGCAAACAACCUCCACACACAAGCCUCCUAAUAUAGAUGACCUCAUUCACUCAACUCCUUCACCCUAUUCAUCUCCUCAGUAUCUGCACACACACACACAAACACACACACACAAGCAUAUUCAUAAGCACACAUCUUUUUACACCUCUCACAAUCUCACUGUCUAACAUACCAUUUACUUCACAAUCUUGCACCUACCUGUGUACCUCCUGUGUAUCUGAAUACUGUAAGCAACACACCACUUCCACCUAUUCAAACACAUUUUUCUCAUAUACAUAAUCACAUAAACACACAUGGGUAUAUUAUCAAAUCGGCUUGGAUACUUUCACAUAGAUUCACAGGUAUAUCAUGUCACAUGCAAUCUAUCCCCACAUCUCAUAUACAUAUUCAACAUGUAUUGUAGAUGAAUUUCUAAGCAGUCUUAUUAAAUAAGAAACACAGAGCCAAACACAGGGGUAAUAGCCAAAGAGAUCAGUGAAAUAUCAAAUAGCCACUGACUAACCUUAGCUUACCACCUUGCUUCCCAAGAGAGCUUCUUCCUGUCUAACCUGCACCGUUAUUGCCUUCCUGUUCUGCUUUCUCAUUGGCUCUAAGCCCAGCCACAUCACUUCCUCGUCACUGCCUGUCUAUACAGACCUCCAGGUCUCUAUGGUUGUUGGUACUGGGAUUAAAGGCAUGUGUUACCAUGCUUGGCUGUGUCCUUGAACACUCAGAGACUCUGCCUGCCAUGUGAUUGGAUUAAGGGUGUGUGCCACCACUGCCUGACUUCUGUUUAUGGCUAUGACCUCUGAUCUCCAGGCAAACUUUAUUUAUUAACAUGCAAAUAAAAUAUCACAUUUCAGCAUAAAUAAAAUAUCACCACAAUGUUUACCCUCAAACACACACACACACACACACACACACACAAAAUCUUUAUGUGCACACUUACAUUUUCACACAUUCUCUCUUCUCUUACACAAUCUACUCUUGCUCUACCACUUCUUCUCUCACACACAUUUAAAUACAUAUUUGAAAGGGAAAUACAUACAUGCAUCCCUUCGUACACAUUGACACAGUUUUCCCAGUGUUAAAACAUUUCUCAUAUUAUUGCAACAUUAAAACCAUAAAGAGGCACAUAAAAAAUGCUCCAGAAUUCCCUACAGCCACACCCCAGCCUGAUGCACCUGCCUUUUGUCUGAUGUGCUGACCACAUGAAUCACAUUAGUAGAAGCACUGGCUUCCAGUUGGGUUUGCUCACUGGUGAGACCGAGCAAGAGACUGGAGGGAGGGAGGAGAGAGAAUUGUGUGCUAUGUCCCUUUUUUCCUUCCUGUAGUUUGGUUGUAAAGCUGUGUCUCUCAUCUGAACUCCUCUCCAGGAAACCAUGUUCCCCUGAAUUUUGGUCGAUGCCCUGCUCCUUUCUUUAGGUCUGGAGAUGGCACCCACUUCCUUGUGAGGAACAGCUGCAUUAUUCCAUCUGCUUCCCAUGCAGUCCCUUCUCUUUUAAGACACAGCUCCUUUAUUCCUAUUCAAUUACCCCAUCUGUGUCUUAUUGAAAUCCUGACCCAUGUAUCUCUACAACCUCACCUCAUGCUCCAGAAACCUGUCUGUGCAUAUUUUACCACAAGAGGAGUCAGAUAUUUUGUAUACAGUUCAUAGUAUCAAAAAUUAAUGUCUUAUUUAAUUAUAUGCAUUUUCAAUGCCUGUGUUUUAUGUGAAAGAUCAUAUAACAUAUCAUAGUUAAUUUUAGAAAAUGUUUGAAUUGAGAAAUGUAACAUGGAUUCUCUGAUGUUCAAGUUUUUAAUUCAACUUUAUGUUGGUGAAAUGCAUUCAUUUUGCCAUGCAUGGCCAUAGUUUGUUCAUUUGCAUUAUUGCCCAGUGUUUCAUUAUGGAAAAAAUAAAAUUAUGCAUAUA